AUGAAUCCGAGAGAGACCGAAACUGGGACGAGGAGUGCGGCGGAAGCGGCGGGACUCCCAGGCAUGGGGGCUUCACCACAAUAGAGGCAGCGCCCCCACCCGCACCCGCCAGCCGUCCGGAGCAAAGCCCCCAAACCCCCUCGGGAAAAGGAUGGCGGCGGCACCUACCCAGAUCGAAGCCGAGCUGUAUUACCUGAUCGCUAGGUUCUUGCAGUCCGGACCCUGUAACAAAUCCGCUCAGGUGCUAGUGCAAGAGCUCGAGGAGCAUCAGCUGAUUCCGCGCCGCUUAGACUGGGAGGGGAAAGAGCACCGAAGAAGCUUCGAGGAUCUGGUGGCAGCCAAUGCACACAUUCCUCCAGACUACCUCCUUAAAAUUUGUGAGAGGAUUGGUCCCUUGUUAGAUAAGGAGAUCCCUCAGAGUGUCCCUGGGGUACAGACAUUACUAGGUGUUGGUCGGCAGUCUCUGUUACGGGAUGCCAAAGACUGUAAGAGUACACUAUGGAAUGGGUCUGCCUUUGCAGCUCUACACAGAGGCAGACCACCAGAACUACCUGUAAAUUAUGUGAAACCUCCAAAUGUGGAUUUUGGCUAUUGUGAAUAA
Messenger RNA from Microtus oregoni (creeping vole), 601 nucleotides. Its product is annotated as bromodomain and WD repeat-containing protein 3-like. Lineage: Eukaryota; Metazoa; Chordata; Mammalia; Rodentia; Cricetidae. The record is from RefSeq and is a predicted model, not a curated record. The transcript is spliced from 7 exons. Gene Ontology annotation, biological process: cytoskeleton organization; regulation of transcription by RNA polymerase II; regulation of cell shape. Bases 152 to 601 code for a protein of 149 amino acids. Gene Ontology annotation, cellular component: nucleus.